This is a messenger RNA of Eutrema salsugineum, 2894 nucleotides long. RefSeq names its product putative E3 ubiquitin-protein ligase RF4. The transcript has 3 exons. The record is from RefSeq and is a predicted model, not a curated record. Lineage: Eukaryota; Viridiplantae; Streptophyta; Magnoliopsida; Brassicales; Brassicaceae. Bases 219 to 2684 code for a protein of 821 amino acids.
GUGUUAGUCCCCAAAAGAAAAGAGUUUACGGCCAUUUCCUUCGUCUCUCUUGUUCGCUUUCAGUCUCUCGCUCUCGCCACACUCAAAUAUUCUUCGUCGAUCCCUCUCUCUUUUUCUCGCUUCCCCUCUUCGUUUCGCUACCGAUUUUCUCUCCGAGGGGUCAUUUUCCGGCGCCGUUCUCCGUUAGCCGAUAUCGUCUUCGUUGAAGGUGAGGAAGUAUGGUUCAAAAGCAAGAAGAAAUGAAUGGCUGUGGUCUCAACGGUGUUGUAGGAGAAUUUACAGUGUCACCCCAGGGAAAAGGAAGGAAAAACAAGAGAAAGUUAGCUGAUCCUUCUCAACAUAUUGCUGCUUCUCUGACUGAAUUCCCUCGAUAUGAGUUACCUUCGUUGAAAACGCAAGAUAAUUUGAAUGGCAAUGUGUCGACUGAGAAUGUUGAAGAGCCUGAAUCUGUAGAAUGGGAUGACCCAUUUGCCUGUCAUCUUGAAGAAUUGUUGUCAUCAAAUUUGCUCACGCUCUUCCUUAAUGCAAUGAAGCAAGUUAUUGAUUGUGGCUAUACCGAUGAUGAUGUUCUGAAAGCUAUUUCUGGCAGUAGGCUCUACUGUGGAGGCAAUGAUCUUGUGUCGAACAUUGUCAAUAACACCUUGAGUAUUCUCAAGAAUGGAAACGAAAGUGCUGCUUCAAGAGACUAUGUUUUUGAGGAUUUACAACAGCUUGUCUCGUAUACAUUGGUAGAAAUGAUUAGUCUUGUUAAGGAGGUUAGACCGUCCCUAUCAACAGUUGAAGCAAUGUGGCGGCUUUUGAUGUGCGACUUGAAUGUCUUGCAAGCAUUUGAAGUUGAAUCAUCUGAAUCUCCAGGUUUCAGUUCGAGUAAAGCAUCUGAAUCUCUUGGUGCUGAAUGUAAUCCUCCAAACUCGUGUGACCCAGAUAACCCCAAGCCUCCGCAAACCAAUGUUCAAAGCAACCGGAGUGAGCCACUCAAAUUUGGAAACUUCCCAAAUGUAGGUAACUCCAAAAAUACUCAUUCUUGUGGAACAACUUCAGGAAAAGAAGUAUCUUCAGGUAGCACUGUCUCUGGUGCAGGCAUUAAAAGUACAUCGUUUACUCUAGUCUCGGAUGAAAAAUUAGUAUCUUGUCGAAAACUCCGCACUAAAAAGGAAAUAGCCAUGCUUCGUCAGAAAUCCUGUGUGGAGAAGAUUAGGACUUACAGCAAAGGCAGUGGCUACAAGGCGGCAAAGUUUGCAUCAGUCGGCAGUUUCCUUCUAGAGAAAAGAGUCAAAUCAUCUUCUGAAUUGGGGGCAAGAAACUGUUCAUCAAAGAUAACAGCAGAAAUUGGGGUGAAAGUUUCAUUAGAGGAAAGCAGCUGUUUCGUACGUAAGAAGAGUAGUAAGUUAGAUUCACCUGUGGUCGUGGUAGAUGCAAAGGGGUAUAUAACUGCCUUACCCGCCACUUCUGCCUCAAAAAAAAAGUCUGGUAGUGCAACUCUGGUACCUUCAGCUUCAGAAAAGAAGUCUGCUUCUUCUGUACCAAUAGCUUCAGAAAAGAAGUCUGCUUCUUCUGUACCAAUAGCUUCAGAGAAAAAGUCUGCUUCUGAGUCUGAAGAAAAGGCUUCUGUGUCUGAAAAGCUAGCACCAGAUUACUACGCUGGGAUCCCAUAUGAUGCAUCUCUGGGUAUAUACGUUCCCCGGGAUAAAAAGGAUGAACUGAUUCUAAAGCUAGCUCCUCGAGUGAAUGACCUACAGAAUGAACUGCAGGUAUGGACGGACUGGGCUAAUCAGAAAGUAAAAGAAGCAACUUGUAGACUACUGAAGGAUCAGCCAGAGCUUAAGGCACUAAGGAAAGAGCGAGAAGAGGCACAACAGCAUAAAAAAGAUAAGCAAUUAUUGGAAGAAAGCACUAUGAAGAGGCUGUCUGAGAUGGAUUUCAAGGUGAAAGAUAAGACCAGCCUGUUUGAAAAAGCUAACAAUACUGCUCGCAGGCUCGAGGCAGAACAAUCUUUACUGAAGAAAGAGUGGGAAGCUGCUAAGAUAAGAGCUGCUGAGUCUGCUGAGAGUUGUAGAGAAGCAAAAGAGAGAGGGCAAAGAUCAUUGAAGGAUACUCAGUUGUGGGAAGGGCAAAAGAUUCUGUUGCUGGAAGAGCUCAAGAGUCAAAGAGACAAGGUGACAGUGCUGCAAAAAGAAGUUACGAAAGCAAAAAAUCGCCAGAAUCAAAUUGAGGCUACUUUGAAGCAAGAAAAGACAGCCAAAGGGAAGCUCACUGCUCGGGCUUCUGCAAUAAAGAAAGAAAGAAAGGAACUUGAAGCACUUGGAAAGGCAGAAGAAGAGCGGAUCAAAGCGAAAGCAGAAGCAGACGUGAAAUACUACAUAGAAAACAUCAAAAGACUUGAGAGAGAUAUCUCAGAGCUGAAACUGAAAUCAGACUACUCGAGAAUAGUGGCGCUGAAGAAAGGUGGCAAUGACUCAAAGGCAACGAAAAGAGAGAAUCUUGGAAUGACCAAAGUCAAGAGAGAAAGAGAAUGUGUGAUGUGUUUGUCUGAAGAGAUGAGUGUGAUCUUCUUGCCUUGUGCUCACCAAGUUCUUUGUUUUAAUUGCAAUCAGCUUCAUGAGAAAGAAGGAAUGAUGGAUUGCCCGUCUUGUCGUGGGACGAUCCAGAGGAGGAUUCAAGCUCGUUUCGCUCGCAUCGGGUAAAAGCUUUUUUUUUCCCAGUUAAACCUUAUAGAACACUAUCUCUCUCUCUCUCUGAAUAACCCAGGUUUGGUUAGAAACCAGCUUUGGCUUUUGCUUUUCUACUUUGAAAGGUGAAUGAUUUUAAAUACUAAGCCAAUUUGAAUACGCAUGGUUUACCUCUUGGUAACUCUGGCUCUUCGUUUUUUUUUCUAUAAUAAUCCCUGUUUCUCU